Molecule: messenger RNA, 1812 nt
Organism: Trachymyrmex cornetzi
Lineage: Eukaryota; Metazoa; Arthropoda; Insecta; Hymenoptera; Formicidae
Gene: mRpS23
Product: mitochondrial ribosomal protein S23
Exons: 4
Coding region: 125-559 (144 amino acids)
Biological process (GO): translation
Cellular component (GO): ribosome; mitochondrion
Molecular function (GO): structural constituent of ribosome
Source: RefSeq, a predicted model, not a curated record
UAUGUUUAGACGGUAUGCUUGAAAGGUUAUGUUUUAGUUUGUGGGUGUCCAGUUUGCAAAGUUAAGCGGGUUGACCCUUGGUUUUGUUUUCAAUCCGUUCGUGGAAACGUCAGAGAAAUACACGAUGGCACAAAGCAGACUAGAGAAAAUUGGCUCUAUAUAUACCCGAAUUGCUUCAUUAUUAAAAGGCAAAGGUAUAAAAGAGGAAGACGCGCCAUUGUGGUUGGUAGUGUAUGAAGCUUUUCCCCCGAAAUACGAACCGAAAUUCGACAGACGGUUGCCAAAGAAACCAGUUACACCUAUCUUUUACGAAGAGGAUCUUAUUCGAUCAAGGUUUCAUAAAGAUCAGAAAUUUAUACCAGCUACUAAUUUGGCAAACGAAAAUGUAAAAUCUGCAACGCAGAACUUUCUAUCCAUGUACCAAAAGAUAAACAAGGAAGAAUUGUCAGAAGAUAAAGCAUACGAGCGAGCGAUGAAGCAGUACGUUUCUGAGAUGGAAAUAAAAAUAGAAUCGAGGAAGGAGAAUGAAUCAAGUUCCAAUUCAUCCAGAAGCUCUUAAGUGACUAGAAAAAUAUAUUCUUACCAUAAGUUCUGUUGUAAAUAAAGAUCUCAUUAUUUAACAUCUGAUAUCUGUGUUAAAUGCUAUCCUACUGUUGUGAUACUGAUAGAAGUAGAUAUAAUUAACGAGUCUUGUUCAACAACAGUGUUUAUAUUUCGUGACAAUCAAUACAUUAAAUAACAAUGAGUUUCUGCAAAGUUAUAACUUAUGUCGGUAAGUAUGAGAUGAUAACCAUAAUGAUUCUCACGAUGAGUAAACAUGAAUUUACAAUGAUAUACUUAAUGUACGGAGAUCAAUCGCAUAGAAUUUUCAGUCGCAAUAAUUAAUUAUUCGUUACACAACAUUAAUCAUAUUCCAAGGCAUAUGUGACAAUAAGGGUGCAUUCGUUUACGCAGCGGUUAGCGCAGAGUAUCAUUUAAUCCUUGUUUAACACUCUGUGAACAACAAGGAUAAAGUAAUACUAACCGCUGCGUAAACGAAUGCAGGGUAAUUGUAUAGGGUGAUAAUUUCUAUUCCUUUACUGUGAUUGAAGUUUGAUGCGUCAAUGAUUUUAGGCAUUGCUCUCGCACUUGUAGAUUUUGACACCGAUUGCCGGGACAAACGUAGGAAAUUUGUGAUCGCACAUACAGGGGUAUGCGCGGGACUUUUUAAUUAUUUGGAGCCCUUCAGGGUACGGAAUCUCAACAAAUUAUUUUUUUUCUACCGUCAAUGAUUUCAGACAUUAUCCUAUUUUCCAAACAAGCAUAGAACAUUUUCGAUCAUACGUACAUACGAGAGAUCAAUUGUCUGUCUGUUUAGUUUGGACGUACUUUUAAUCUUCGCUUUAUGAACACUCCAAACUUCAAUCACAUUUCUUUACAAUAGUCAUAUUAUAAAAAAGGGGAUAUAAGCUGCGUAUAUCACUGUGAUUCGCUUUACGCGCUGCAGGUACCAGCAAAGUUAAAAAAAUAAAUAUAAAAUACGCUGCAUAUAAAUUAAAGAUAUAGAAUCAGUGCACCGAACGCGUCGGUUUGAGAAUAACAGCCAAAGAUGUACACAUCGUACGUUAUUGAAAAUAUUUUCGGCCAACCCACAUCACAUUUCCUAAAGAUAAUAUCCAUUUAGCCCUUUAAAUGCCGCUUCUCGUUUAAAUGAGUUACGGGCGAAUUUAAUGUGCAAAUGUAUUGUAUUGUAUUACAAUGUUACGUUCCAUUUUUAUUUUAUUGCUAUAAGCUAUUGAAAGAUAUAAAAAAUGCUUAAAUAUAUAGAGAAGA